Messenger RNA from Knipowitschia caucasica, 2277 nucleotides. The record is from the annotation of a GenBank genome assembly. Lineage: Eukaryota; Metazoa; Chordata; Actinopteri; Gobiiformes; Gobiidae.
AUGAAGUCCAUCAUCAAUGCCUUAAAGAAGGAAGUGCCUUUCCGGGACGUGCCCGCGUAUUCCUCGCGCCGGCGGUCUCCUGUGGUGGUGUCCCAGGGCCCCUCGUCACGGUCCUCUGUGGUGUUAUCCCAAGGUUCCUCACUCUCGGCGCCUCGGGUGCUGCUGCGCUCCCACAGUGACACCAGCCUGACUGCGGGGGCCCCCUCCUCGCCCGAGCCGCGCUGCCUCUCCCCCCAGCCACCCAUGCCCAGCCCCAAUGGACACGUGGUGGUGCGCACCAUGGGAGGAGGGGUCCGCAGCCGAUCACCCUCCCUCAGCCGGGUGGGGGAGGGAAGGGGGAGACACCGGCAGCCCAGUGGGCGAGUGGAGCCGCGACGGCGUCUCUACAGCGCUGUUCCCGGUCGCCAUUUUGUGUGUGCACGAACUUACAGUGCCCAAAGCGAGGGAGAGGUCAGCCUGCACAAGGGGGACCGCGUUAAAGUGCUGAGUGUGGGGGAAGGGGGCUUCUGGGAGGGCAGUGCCCGAGGGCAGGUGGGCUGGUUCCCCUCAGACUGUGUGGAGGAGAUCCCAGUUAAGGAGGACCGGAGCUAUUCUCGCUCAGACCGCGCGGACCGGAGGAAACUCUUCCGACACUACACUGUGGGUUCCUACGACAGCUUUGACGCCUCCAGAGACUGCGCCGUGGACGAGAAGAGCGUUGUGCUGCACAAGAAGGAUUGCGAGGGGUUCGGCUUCGUCUUGCGAGGAGCGAAAGGGUCCCCUGAGGCUGACACCCCGAUAGAGGAGUUCACCCCAACCCCUGCCUUCCCCGCGCUGCAGUAUCUGGAGUCUGUGGACGAGGGCGGUGUGGCUUGGCAGGCCGGACUGCGGACGGGGGACUUCCUCAUCGAGGUGAACCAGGAGAAUGUAGUGAAGGUGGGCCACAGACAGGUGGUGAACAUGAUCCGACUUGGAGGAAACCGGCUCCUGAUCAAAGUGGUGACAGUCAGAAGCCUGGAACCUGACGACACCAGAAAGAAAGCCCCUCCUCCUCCAAAGAGAGCCCCAACUACCGCUCUGUCCAUGAGGUCCAAGUCCAUGACCUCUGAGCUCGAGGAACUCGUGGAAAAAGAUAAAGUGGAGGAGAUGACACACGCUCAGAAGUCGUCUCCUCUGGACACAAAGAUUGCCACCAUUAAGCCCCGACCCUCGAGCCGCUGCCUGGUCACCGCCGCCGACUUCAACUCUCUGUACCACGAUCGCCAGGGCGUGGCUGUGGUGCCCCCUACAAUCCCAGGAGUGUUCCUGGGGCUCCCAGAGAAGAGUGGCCUCAAGAAGCAGAAGUCCACCGAUGAUGAGAAGCAGGGUUUCCUCACUCCUCCGUUGCUCAAGUUUUCCCGCAGUUUGUCGAUGCCUGAUACGUCUGAGGACAUCCCUCCUCCUCCCGCCAACUCACCCCCCUCUCCUCCUGGUUUCACCGGCAAAAACUACGCCACUAGCAGAGGCACGCCUCGGACCGGGUUCAGCCACACAUCACCAAGCCGGGACUCGGGCACCAUCAGCCGGGACUCGAGCACCCUGCGGAGGGGCUACUACAGACAGAGCUCGGAGCAGUUUGACAGCACCACGCGGUCCCGAGGCAGAGCGCCUGUGCCCGAAAACCCAUACUCUGAAGUUGGAAAGAGCCUGUACCCGGUGCCCACAAAGCCAGCCCGGCGCAAAGGCAUGUUAGUGAAGCAGUCCAAUGUGGAGGACAGCCCUGAGAAGACCGCCCACAAGAAUGUACGGAUGACCUGCCAGGCUCGCAGCUCGUACCUGUGCUCACAGAUUAAGUGUGUGUGUGUGUGUGUUGCAGGGAUGACCUGCCAGGCCCGCAGCUCGUACCUGUGCUCACAGAUUAAGUGGAUGACCUGCCAGGCUUGCAGCUCGUACCUGUGCUUACAGAUUAAGGGGAUGACCUGCCAGGCUCGCAGCUCGUACCUGAGCUCAGAGAUUAAGUGGGGGUACAGGUUCAUGCCGGUGCUGACUCUGGAGGAUGGUUUCUAUGAAGUCGACUACAACAGUUUCCACAACAUCUACGAGACCAACACUCCCAGCUGCAGCGCCAGGCAGCUGGCCGAGCUCCGCACCCGCCUGCCCCUCACCUGGUCCCUGGCCUCCAAACUGAACCAGGACCAGGACCAGGAUCAAGACCAGGACCAGGACCAAGGCCCCAAGGACACCCCCCUCCUUGAGGACAAGAGUCAGACAGAACGCAAUGGAGACAUCUCCAAGAUAGAGAGCGAGUCCAAAGUGUAG